AUGGCUACUUUCAAACAAAAUUUAUACAUUAACCGUAAAGAAGGGAUACGCGAUAUUUUCAACAAAGAUAAUGAAGAGAUAAUGUAUAUUCCUGAUGGGUUAGGUCCAUAUGUCAUUGGUGCUCGGGGAAGUAAUAUUAAGCGCAUUAAAGAAUUAUCAGGAGCAAAGAUUCAUGUUGACCUGGGUUCGCCUCGUCCAUCAGCAAAAAUUUAUGGUACAUCUUUACAACGUGAUCGCGCAAAAACUCUUAUAAACGAAUCAAUUGCUAGAACUUCAGUAAACCCUACAAUUGGAUUCACUUUAUUGGAAUUAAAUGAUAUUGAAAAUGUCAAAGAUGCAAAAUAUCGAUUUCUUAAAUUUGUCGAAAAUGAUGGCAACAAAGAUAAAUAUGUAGAUGAUAGAUAUGUAAAUAUACCAAAAUAUUUUGUUGAAAGAAUUAAAGAUACUGGAAAAAAAACCAUUUUAAGGACUAGAAAUGCUGAAUCCAUACAAAGUGCAAUUGACAAUUUGGCUGAUCAACUUAGUAAUGAUCUCAUAUUACAGCAACCUUUAUUGGAAUCUGGUGGUUUUGGUACUUCUGAUAAAUUUGAUGAAUGCCUUGGAAAAGUAUCUGAACUUCUAAAAGAAUUUAAUGAUCCUUUCGAUUCAAAUGAGGAUUCAAAUCUCGAAUGUAACCAAAUUCAAUUUCAUAUAUUCUUUGGACGUCAAACUUUUACUAAAAUUAAAUCAGAUAUGAUUUUUGAUGUGAAAGAUUGGUGUAAAUUUACUAGACGUGCUACAAAUGGUAUAAAUGGUAUUGGCACUUCAUUUACACACCAUAUGCUUCAAAUUUGGAAUAAUAUUGAUGUGAUUCGUGAGAAAUUUGGUUUAAAAUCAGAUUUAAGAGAGGAUAAACGUAGUAUUAGUAUACUUUAUAUGCAUAAUGGUCAAAGAAGAAAGAUGAAAUUGCAUUGGUGUAAAGAAGAAAAAUUAUGGAAAGCAAUGAAAGCUGCGGCCGAUAUUAGACGUUAUGCGAUCAUUGAUUUAAUAUCAGGAACAGAAGAUUCAGAUUUAAGAUUUAUGAUAAAGACACAACGUAACGUAUUUGUUGACCAAAAAUUGAAACAAAUUAUAAGAGAAAUUCAAGCAGAAAGACUUAUUCCGGGAGAACAAGGAAUGUGGUUUAGACUAAAUGAUUUUGAUGGGAAAUUGGAUUGUAUUGGAGUAAGGCAGAAAAUUCGUAAGAAAUGUUAUAGAAAUCAUGAAUUCAAGAUCACAAUAGCUACAACUCAACAAGAAAUAAAAGGUCAAAAUAAUGAUCAAAUAACUUUUGAAGAUAAUAUUUCUUUGAAAAAUAUUUACUGGCAAAGAGAUAAUCAGGAAAUGCAUAAAUCACCAAAGAUGAUAUUUGAUGAGGAAGUGGGAUUUCGAUCAAUUCAUGAUACCAUCAAAUUUGCUCGGGAAUAUUAUGAGAAUUACUGUACACGUCACAUGUUAUUAAUAGAUGAUUUUUCGCACAAGGAGACUUUAUAUUAUUAUGGCUCACCUCGAGUUUAUAAUACUAGGAAACGGGAUCCGGAGCCAGCGAUUCCAAAAGAAAAAAAGCGACGAACAAGUUUAAUAGUUGUUGUACCACAAAAAGCAUGGUGGUCUUCUGUUGGAGUGAUUAAAUAUAUAAUUGCUAAAUUAUCAGCAAUUCCAUUACAAUUUUUCAUUUCAGGAAUAGCAAAUUAUGUUGAUGUACAUAUUACAAGUGUUAAUAUUUUAGUUGAAGAUUUAGGUCAAUUUGAUAUAAAAGGAAUUUCUCUGGGAAUGGUUUUUUAUGUAGAAAAUACCAAAAUAUCAUUACCUAAUCAAUGUCAAAGGCAAAGGCAAAGAUUGUCUCGUCAAAAUUCUCAAGAACAUUCAAUUAGAAAUGGUCGUCAUGUAUUUUCUAAUAAAGUUCUUGGCAUAGAUUCAAUCAUUCAUUUAGUUAAUUCUAUACAAAAAUCUAUGCCAAAGAAAAAAUCAAAAAAUGAAAUUUAUAAUAAUAUUAAUAAUAAUAUUAGUGAUACAUGUACAAUGAAAACAUCACUCAAAAGAAAAAAGACUCCUCUGGAAUAUUUGAAAAUGUUUAUUAUUGAUUUUCAGAGUAUUAAUAUCGAAUAUAACUUUAUGAAUUUGGAAAUGAAUCAUUCUGAUUCUGAGAAUUUCCAUUCUUUAUCAUCACAUAGUUCUAGAUUUUCAAUUCUAGCAAUUUCAAUAUCAUUAGAAAGAAUAAUAAAUGAAAAUGUUUUUAUUCCAAUAAUACCCAAAAUCAAAUCCAUCAUAUUUGAAGAAACUGUGUUUCCUCUUGAUUUAAAAUUAUUUCUUAUGAUAGAUAGCAUUUAUUGUGAUAUAACUGAUAAAAAAGGAACAAUCAAACCUUUAGAAGUUGAUAAAAUAGUAGGUGAAAUUAAUUUCUCAAAACCGAUUAUUCGAACUGAAGAAUAUAAUCCAAAUUCUUUAUCUAUAAUUGGUAAAUUGGAUAUAGUUUCUCCUGAAGUAAUUAUUUUUCUUGAUCACCUUGACACUAUUGACAAAAUUCUUAAUAAUUUUACCAAGAAUCAAAAGUUAAGAGAUAUUCCAAAAUUAAUAAUUACUAUCUCUGUUAUAAAUCCACGAAUAAAAUUAACAGGAAUUUCACCUAAAGAAAAUUUAAAUUUAUCACAAAUUACUUUUGGAUUUCAAGAUAUUUUAUUUGACAUGAAUGGGGAUUAUACAGAAUUAAAUGAUUUACCUGAAGCAAAACUAAAACGUGAAACUUCUAGAAGAUAUAGUAAAGGAUGGGCACCUCCUGAAUUUUCACUUGUAUAUAAUUUAGUCGCAAGUUUAAGAACCAGAAGAAUGAGAAUAUGUACUUUAGAAUCUGAUUUUUUAUAUAAUCAUUCAUGGGAAAUUAAUUUCGCUUCAUCAACAUUAGGAAUAAUUUCUUGUUAUUUAAAUAAGGAAGAAUUGAUCUCAUUUGCCGCUUUCUUAGAAAUGGAAACAAUUCAAAUGGAUUUUAAUUGGUUAUUUGAUGGUUUCGAAAUUCAAAUUUGUGAGAAAAAUACUUUUACAAUAAUUCAAAGACUUAUCAAUGAAAUUUCAAAAAGGAAUCAAAAAGCAUUAUUAGUUCAUAUUUCAUUUAAUUCAAUAAAUAUUAAAAUAGCAGAAAUUGAUUCAUAUGUAAAUAAAUCAACUUCAAGAGGUGUUGAUAUAAAAUUUCAAGGAAUUGCUAUUGACUAUAGAGGUUCUAGAGCUUCAAUUGAUCCUACUCAAUACUGUAAUGACAGAAUAACACUUGGACUUUCAAUUCAUGAAAAUAAUGAUUUUCCAUUUGAAAGUGGAGGAAUAUUUAGGGGAUUUGUAAAAGAUUUUAAAGUGACACCGAUAUUAGCUCUUUGGGAUUUGGAAUUACUUAAAAACACAAUUCCCUUAUUACAUAUUCCUGAAAUAAAAAUUAGGAGCGAUUUAAAUGUAGAAUAUAAAAAGGAUGAUUAUGAUUUUGUAUUAAAAUCUAAUGUCAAAAUUCAUGAGUCUUCUGAUCAUUCAUUAUCGUUAAAGGCAAACCUUUUGAUUGAUCAUAUAAACUUUUCAGUAGAACUCCCAGAGAAUAUAAAAUUGUUUACAAGAAUGAAUAUAGUUAAAUAUAGAUUCUCCUCUUCAGAUGAUCACAUUUUUAUCGUGAAAAGGAUACAAAUUUUUGGAACAAGUCCUGUUGAAAAAGAAUUAUGGGAUGAAUUAAUAAAUGUGGAACAUAUAAAAAUCUGUUUGAUGGAUGAUGAUACCAAAUGUGUUCCUGUGACAAAUAAAAUGAUCCGGAUUCAAGCAGAUGCAAUUCAUGUCCGAAUUCCUUAUAAAUACGUUCUUGCUGAUGUUACUGAUAAUGCUGCCAAUUUGGUUAAAGCUGUAAAAUAUUUACAACAACGAGUUUUAAAUCCUGAUCAAUUAUACACAUUGGAACCAGAAGAAGAAGGUCCUAAAAUGUUGCCUACAAUUCAAUUAAAGGUCAAUAUAGUAACUUUUCGUAUGGAAGAUGAUCCAUUCGAGGGAAAACUUUCUUCAAUACGGAAAUUUGGUUGCCUUGAACAACAAGCAAGAUUAGAAAGAGAAGAUGCAUUUGAAGCUAAAGUUGAAUCUAUUAAGUCUCAGGAAUAUACUCAUUCUACAAAGAGUGAAGAAAGUUUGUCCACAGUUGAUAGUGAUAUUUCUUCAUCAGCCAAAAAUGAGGAAGUACACAUAUCAGAUUUAAAGGAAGAAAUAUCUGAUUCUCAUUCUUAUUCUAAGAAAUCAAGUUUCAAUAAUUUCCGCGCUCAACCGUCUUCUAAAGCGAAUAUUUCUGUAGACAAAGCACGAGCUGCAUUGGAUUUAUAUAAUUCAAGAAAUUGGAUUAAAUAUGUAAAAACUGCAUAUAAAUCAACAAAACCAAAAUUACAGCAUGAUGAAUCUAGAAUAUCUUUACCUAUUUCAGUGACAGUUCCUUCACAACAUCCUGCUUUAUUCAGAGUGACUAUUGAGAAAUUCAUAUUGACAUUGUCAACUCCUUUGUUUCCUAUAGAAGAACUACCUCAAUAUUUAAAUAAAAUAGGUAAAGAUUUGCCUUUAGAUACAAAAUUUACUCUUUUGAUACCAAUGCAUUUGAAUUGCAAUUUCAAGGAGGCUUGGACAGAAAUUCGCGAUUAUCCGUUACCAUUAGUUCAUAUUCCUUCUACAGAUACAUAUAAUGGUAAAAGGCCAUACUCUUGUAGUAUAGGAGGAAAUUUGGUAAUUGGAGAAGAAUUACAAGGAUUAGAGUCAGUAAGAAAAGUAGUUGUUAAAAUUAUUUCACCUCAUGAUGUCAAAGGUGAUGAUAUUGCUUAUGACAUUAUCGUCCCGAGAACAGUCUCUCCCGUUAAAAUAUACUCUGAUCUUCAUAUAAAGGUAAAUACUUCAAGACCAACAGUUAUUGCAUGGAGUAUUUCAAUGCAAUCUGCACUUCAAGACGUGGCAAAGGUUGCAGAUAGUUUUACUAAACCAAAUCCUGAUCCAUCAGAGAGUAUAGGUUUUUGGGACAAAAUGAGACUUAUGAUGCAUAUUCAAAUUCUUAUGGAUUUCAUAGGUACAGGGGAUGUCCAAUUUUUCUCAAAAGGUACGCGUGAUCCAUAUCUUAUAACUGGACAAGGGGCUGGAUUUGCUCUAUGUUGGAGUAAAAAUGUCAAGAUAAAACUGGGUUAUGCUAAUGAUCAGAAUGAAGUUUUGCAAGUGGAUAGUGAGGAAUUCACUCUUGCUAUUCCAAAUUUAUCCGUUAUCCUAGCCGACGGAAGUUUGUCUCCAGAUAAUGCAAGAUUGAAAUCAAAAGAAGUGAACUUUGAUAGUCAUAUAGGUUCUGAAACAAGUACAAUUAAAACACAGAGUUCAAUAAAUUCAACAAAUGUAACAAAUACAACAAGUACAACAAAUACAUUAUAUUAUGAAGAUCAAAAUUGUCGAUUCCUUAAAAGAAUUAUGAAACUUUGUGGUGGUGUUAGAUACGGAAUGGGUUGUCAUUUUAAUAGAAGUUGUCGUCAGAAUCCGGGAAGGUGCAAUAAAUGUGAUGGAGAAGGAAAAUGUCGGUAUAAAAACUUUAUCCCACAUUUUCAAAUUAUCACUAGAAUGCCCGAAUAUGCUGUAGCACCUGAAGGAGAGGUAUAUGAUUCAUUUAAAAAUUUUCGAUCAGACGUUAUACAUCUUUUUAUCAGUGUCACUUGUCCUCUUGAAAGUAAUGAAUCUGACGAUGUUGUAAAAGAGAAAACAAUGCAAAAUUCCAUACAAUUUAGUCCUAAAGCACUGCAUCACGGUCUUUCCUGGGGAUCACUCUUUGAUCCAGCAAUGUCAAUACCAAUUCGUCAAGGUGAUUUGUUUCCUUCUCUUGAACUUCCUUCGCCUAAACUAGGAAAGUUUUUACAAUCAAUUAAGGUCAAAAUUUGUGUAGGAAAUUUAUUUCUUAGUCAUUUUUAUAGAGAAAAUUCUUUCUAUGAUCCUCUGGGUGAUAGAACAGAUAUAGUUGGAAUUAAGGCUAAAAUAGGACGAUUCAAGCACGAUUUACAUCUUCGUAUGCAAGAAAAUAUAAUAAUUUUGGAUGGCAAGGAAUUGAAGAGUCGCGGUAUUACAUUACAUGAGGCCGAAAUAGAUUUAAACAAUUUAGAUGUUCGUGGAAUUGCUGUUCGAUACAAAGAUGAAAAUGGAUCUUCACCUUUUGCUGAUGAAGAUGAUGAAAUUCUUCAACGAAAAUUUCAAUUAGGUAAAGAUGAAGAUUUCUUGACGAUGAACGUCGAAGAUGAGCCGUGGAUUGAUGAAGAAGAUUAUGUAGAAUUAGAUUUAGAGUUACCUAAAGUUGAACCUGGUGUUAGGGUUUUACCUUUUUUAAGAAGUCCUCAAAUGAAUUAUUAUAAACGUCCCGACAAGCAAGAGACGGAAGGUGAAAAGAAAAGUGAUCAAGAAACACACGUGUGUAUCAUGGGUCAAGCAAGAGAUGCGAGAGAGGUCCAGCUUGAUUUUCUUAAUGAUCGAUUGAAUCAAAUUAAUCAAGAGAUUGCGCACCAAACAAAAUUAUUAGCCGAAAUUGAAGAAAAAAGAAUCAACGAAGAUCAAGACUUACAAGAUGAAGUAAGCGUUAUUCAGGAAGCCAUAAAAAGCCUUUCAAAGAAGCGUAGACAUGUUCAGGAUUAUGUGAAUCAACUGGAGGGAAAUUCAUCAAAUACUAAUAAUUAUAAAUUAGAUAGUGAUUUUAAUGAACACGAAAAUGAUGAUAUCGAAUUUAAUUCUCCUUUGAGAGCAGAUUUGCAUGGACAUUUCGGAAACUGUUUUGUUAUUCAUAAUGCGAAAACAAUCUGGAAUAAUUCUCUGCGUAAUUUAAUCUAUAAAUUAUGGGAUCUUGUAGAACGACAUCAAGGUCUUACCUAUUACAUGUCAAUGAGCGCCGUAAAGUUUAUUCGAGAUAUGCAAAAGAAUAUUCGUCAGGGAAUGGAAAGAGAAGAAUAUGAAAAAUCUCUACAAGAAGAUUCAGAUCCAAUUGAUGCCAACUAUUAUAAUUUUGAUGCUCAUAUGGCUGCAGAAAUGUUACGAAAACUGGUUGGAGAAAAGAAUAUUAAUUUUGUCGUACCUAAUGAAACGAUUACAAAACAAGGUAAUGAUGAAGACAGUUUCAAAAAUAGUCAUGAUGAUAUACCUAUAGGUUAUUCAUUAUGGAAAAAAUAUAUAGUUCAACUUAUGAAUUCACAAAUUAAUUUCCAAAGUGAUAAAAAUCCUAAUGACAGUAUUGUAAUGUGUGUCGAACGAACCCAAUUAAAAACAUUUUCCAUAGUAGAAAAUUGGUCAGAAGGAGAUUUCAUCAAUGAAGUAGUUAAGACUAGAACUUUCUUUGGUUUGGAUAACGCACAAUUCUUUACAAGUUCAAAGGACGACUUUAGUAGUGAUUUUUCAAGAAUUUUAUCUGCUAAUAAUUAUGGAUCAAAAGGCAAUGAGAAUUGGCCCGUCUGGGUACCAAUUGAAGCACUUUUAUCAAGGAGAAAUUGCUUACCAUUUCAAAGAAUUGUUAAACGUACCUCUGCUAGAAUGCAAUAUGAUAAAUUCAAUAAUCUUCGUAUAAAAGGUAGUGAUCUUAAAAAAGAUGAUUCAAACCAAGACUCUGAGAAAACCGGACUUGAGGAUUUAGAUAAAGAUGAUUUUGACAAGAGAAUAGAUCUUUGGUAUAUUGAUUUUCCGAACAUCAAGUUGUCUGCGACAUCAGAUCAAUAUUGUACUUUAUUUGAUGUUGUCACAGAUCUACUUAUGUAUCGUGAACCUGCUAAAAAGGAAAGAUCAGAACAAUUAAAUGCUAUUUUGCUUGCUGCUGAUUUGAAUAAUCUUGAUGGUGCAGCUGAGAGAGUAAUGGCGUUGCAAGAGAAAAUUCGUAAAUUUGAAUAUAUUAGACAUCAAUUUGAAUUCCUUCCGGAGAAUCUUGAUGAAAAUUUACUUGAUGAAUUUCGAAUAAUUGAUGUUGAACUUAUUAGUGCGCAAGAAGAAUUAUGUUUAUUAAUGGAAGCAAUUACAUUAUCACAAGAUCAAAACCAAAAGGCAGAAAGUAAGAUACCACUUAAAUUUGUAGUAACUGCCGAUGAAGUUACAUGGACUAUGCAGGAUAGUAACAAAAACCCAUUCUGUGAAUGGGCAUUGAGCAACGCACAUUUUGUUUGGAUGACAAAAGAAGGGAAUUCAAAUUUGAACAUUUUAGAGGUAGAUCAUGUACUUGUGGAAAACAAACUUCCUUCACCUUUUUAUGAAGAAUUAAUAUGUCCGUAUAUCACAGACUCACGACGUCCAGUGGACUUUAGUCGUCACAAAAUGAUACGUGUUUAUUGGAGUAUGAUGGAACCAGUGGCAGGAAUUGAUAUUGUGGACCAUCUUGAAGUUAAUAUGUUCCCUAUUAAGUUUCAGAUGCAAUAUGAUGUUAAUAAAUUGAUAAUGAUGUAUAUAUUUCCCGAGAAAAGGAAAUCUUAUAUUAAUACUGAAGCUAACGAGGAAACUGUAGAAAAUAAUCGUAAUAAUCGAAGUCCCAUUAAAAGAACAUCGAUUGAAUCAUCAGAGCAAAUUAACAAGAUACCCAAAAGUUCGAUUGAAGAUGAAACCAUUAAUGAAUCUCAAGAAAAUGCCAGUGAAGUAGAUACCGUAGAGGGAUCAAGUUUCUCGGCAAAGAAAUCACUUUCAAAACAAUUUAAUGAAGAUAAAUCAUAUGAAUUGGAGUUGAUGAAGACAAGAGCAUCUCAGAAUCGAACAUUUGUUUAUAUAAAAGUCCCAACAAAAGAAAAAAAUUUAGAAGAUCUUUAUGAUUUUGUAAUUCGUAUGCCUGUAUUAGAAUACCGUAACAAAACUUGGUCAUGGUUAGACUUUUUAGAACAGUUGAAGAAAGAUGCCCUUCGUACAAUCCUUUUCCAUUCCCCUGCUUUAUUGAAAGAGAAACUGACUGGUCAAAGACGUGUUCGACCAGCAAUAUCUACAAAUGAAGACAUAAUAAAUUCAUCAGAUCCGAUAAGCCCAAAUUCAGUAUCAAAUUCUCCAAUAUCACCAAUAUCACCAAUAUCAAUAACAACAACUAAUAGAUCAAUAAAUGAAUUGUCAGAUGAUAAAAUGAAUGAUUCCGAUAUUUUAGAUAAAGCAUUGAUCGAUAGUGACAAAAUGAAAGAAAAACAGAGAAGAUCAGGGAAAAAUUCAAGUUUAGGAGAGAUAAAUGUUUAUUCUCACCAAGAUAACAAUGAUAUAGCUUUAUCAUCGAUCAAUUCAUCAUCAGAACAAAUAAAUAGUGAAAUAGAGCAAAAAAAGAAAUUAUUAUUAGGCAGAUUAUAUAAUGAAACCAGAACUCAACAUUUUUAA
Messenger RNA from Diversispora eburnea, 9345 nucleotides. NCBI's taxonomy places the organism in Eukaryota, Fungi, Glomeromycota, Glomeromycetes, Diversisporales, Diversisporaceae. The record is from the annotation of a GenBank genome assembly.